CGCUCGGCCUUGGCGCUGCCCCCGGGAAGGCAGCAGGGGCGGUUGAGAAGUGAAGUCUUGGCCGGAGUUUGCUUCUUGCCAGGAAAUCCGCGGCGGCGGCGGCGGCGAUUCCUGGAGGAGCGGAGCCGGGCAGGCUCUCCGCUCCCUCAGCGGGCCGCGGAGAGCGGGAGCUGGUGCCGAGCAGCGGCGCCAGGAGCCCGUGCGCGGCCCGGGCAGCCGCGCUUUCCCAGUGAGUAAGUUUGCCUUGCCCGCCUCGCUGCGCGCCCUCUCGCCGGCUGCGGGCAGCCGCCUCAGGUGCGGGCGUCAGCUGGGUGUGGGGCAGCGCCGCGCCCCGGGAGGCGGCCGGAGCGGCGCCACAGCUCGCCCUGGAGCCUUGGUCCUUCGCGGUUGUCUUCGCUCACCCGGGCUGCGGAGCUGGCGUGGACUCGGGUGUGGGGCUGGUCCAGGAGGGAGAGUCGGCGCCUGGUGCCCGCCGCCUGCAGGCGCCCGGGAGGCGGGCGGCCUCCGUCUGUUAGCGUUUGCUGGUUCCGGCCACCGUGGUGCAGAUCUUGGCGUCGUUUGCUUCUUAAGGGAAGGGAGAGAAAAACACACCUUGACUUUAGUCAGAUACAUCACCGUCUGUUAAAGGAAACCAAGCCUGAAGUGGAAGUCUAACACAUGAGGAUACAGAAUUGAUUAAAAAUGGGAACAACAAGUGAUGAGAUGGUGUCUGUGGAACAGACCUCCUCCUCUUCUCUGAACCCCCUGUGUUUUGAAUGUGGCCAACAGCACUGGACAAGAGAAAACCAUUUGUACAAUUACCAGAAUGAAGUGGAUGAUGACCUAGUCUGCCAUAUUUGCCUUCAGCCUCUGCUGCAGCCACUAGACACACCCUGUGGACAUACAUUCUGCUACAAGUGCCUCAGAAACUUUUUACAAGAGAAAGAUUUCUGUCCGUUGGACCGGAAAAGACUUCAUUUUAAGUUGUGCAAGAAGUCUAGUAUUCUAGUUCAUAAACUCCUAGACAAAUUAUUAGUUUUAUGUCCAUUUUCUUCAGUGUGCAAAGAUGUAAUGCAACGCUGUGAUCUGGAGGCACAUCUCAAAAACAGAUGUCCUGGAGCUUCUCAUCGGAGAGUUGCCCUGGAGAGAAGGAAAACUAGUAGAACCCAGGCAGAGAUUGAGAGUGAAAAUGGGCCCACUCUACUAGAUCCUGCAGGUACCUUAUCUCCAGAAACAGACUGUUUGGGGACAGGCGCAGUGCCUGUGGAGCGGCACUUGACAUCAGCGUCUCUUCCCACAUGGAGUGAGGAGCCUGGCCUUGACAACCCUGCCUUUGAGGAGAGCGCCGGAGCUGACACCACACAGCAGCCACUUAGUUUACCAGAAGGAGAAAUCACCACAAUUGAAAUUCAUCGGUCCAAUCCUUACAUUCAGUUAGGAAUCAGCAUUGUGGGUGGCAACGAAACACCAUUGAUUAACAUUGUCAUCCAGGAGGUCUAUCGGGAUGGGGUCAUUGCCAGAGAUGGGAGACUUCUUGCUGGAGACCAGAUUCUUCAGGUCAACAACUACAAUAUCAGCAAUGUGUCCCAUAACUAUGCCAGAGCCGUCCUUUCCCAGCCCUGCAACACACUGCAUCUUACUGUGCUUCGAGAGAGGCGCUUUGGCAACCGAGCACACAACCAUUCUGAUAGUAACUCUCCACGAGAAGAGAUUUUCCAAGUGGCUCUUCAUAAACGGGACUCUGGUGAACAGCUUGGCAUUAAAUUGGUGCGAAGGACAGAUGAGCCAGGGGUUUUUAUUCUUGACCUGUUGGAAGGGGGGUUGGCUGCCCAGGACGGCAGGCUAAGCAGCAAUGACCGAGUGCUGGCCAUCAAUGGGCACGACCUGAAGCAUGGAACUCCGGAGCUUGCUGCCCAGAUUAUUCAGGCCAGUGGAGAGAGAGUGAAUUUAACAAUUGCUAGACCAGGGAAACCCCAGCCUGGUAACGCCAUUAGAGAAGCAGGAAAUCAUAGCAGCAGCAGCCAGCACCACACACCACCACCGUAUUACAGCAGACCAAGCUCACAUAAGGAUCUUACUCAGUGUGUUACAUGCCAAGAAAAACACAUUACUGUAAAGAAGGAACCACAUGAAUCCCUUGGCAUGACCGUUGCUGGGGGCAGGGGAAGUAAGAGUGGUGAGCUGCCCAUCUUUGUGACCAGUGUGCCACCCCAUGGCUGCCUUGCACGAGAUGGCAGAAUAAAGAGAGGUGAUGUGUUGCUGAAUAUCAACGGCAUUGAUUUGACCAAUUUAAGUCACAGUGAGGCAGUUGCAAUGCUAAAAGCCAGUGCCGCGUCCCCUGCUGUUGCCCUUAAAGCACUUGAGGUCCAGAUUGUUGAGGAGGCGACUCAGAACGCGGAGGAGCAGCCGAGUACUUUCAGCGAAAAUGAGUAUGAUGCCAGUUGGUCCCCAUCAUGGGUCAUGUGGCUUGGGCUUCCCAGCACACUUCAUAGCUGCCACGAUAUAGUUUUACGAAGAAGUUACUUGGGAAGUUGGGGCUUUAGUAUCGUUGGUGGAUAUGAAGAGAACCACACCAAUCAGCCUUUUUUCAUUAAAACUAUUGUCUUGGGAACUCCUGCUUAUUAUGAUGGAAGAUUAAAGUGUGGCGACAUGAUCGUGGCCGUAAAUGGGCUGUCGACCGUGGGCAUGAGCCACUCUGCACUAGUUCCCAUGUUGAAGGAGCAGAGGAACAAAGUCACUCUGACCGUUAUUUGUUGGCCUGGCAGCCUUGUAUAGAUUUUGGAAAUUGGUUUCAAAUCUUGCAUCUUCCUUUUUUAGAUUUUUGAAAGAAAACCCUUUGGUUUCAUUGUGUUUGUGGUUUAGGAGCUGCUGACACUGCUGGUAUACACAGGGCCAAAACCCACUAAGAUUGUCCGUUUAUGUUUAUUUAAAUGGUUUCCUAAGUUAGUUACAUUUCUUUUAGCUUGGAAACAGUCUUCCCCUAACCUUUGUGAGUUUAUAUUUUCAGAAUUCAGACUGUUACCUAUGGUAAUGAGCAAAGCUCACCCAAACUGUGCCCCAGAGUAAAGACCUUCUGGUGGGUCUUUGUUUUCAGUAACUGAAUCAUAGAAUGAGUUCUAUAUCCCUCAGGCCUGAUGUCAGCAAAGCCAGUAACAACAGCGUGUACUGCCACUGUCAUAACCAAUACCAUGGAUGAAUAUACUUUAAAUUUUGGUGAUAACUGUUGCCCUUUUUUUUUUUUUUUUUUUUUUUUUGAGACAGAGUCUCGCUCUGUCACCCAGGCUGGAGUGCAGUGGCGCAAUCUCAGCUCACUGCAAGCUCCGCCUCCUGGGUUCACGCCAUUCUCCCACCUCAGCCUCCCGAGUAGCUGGGACUACAGGCAUGCGCCACCAUGCCCAGCUAAUUUUUUGUACUUUUAGUAGAGACGGGGUUUCACCGUGUUAGCCAGGAUGGUCUCAAUCUCCUGACCUUGUGAUCCGCCCACCUCAGCCUCCCAAAGUGCUGGGAUUACAGGCGUGAGCCACCACACCCGGCCAUUCCCAUUUUUUAUUGGUGCCAACAUUUCAAAACUGUUUAUAAACUGUUUAUAAACUGAUUUUCUGGUUUAUUUCUACUGUAAUCUCUCAAUAUUCAUAGAAGAUGAAGAAAUAAGUCUGACAACACUAAAGAAAUUUCUUAAAUAAUAUACUAUUAUUAGAAUAGUAGAGAAUAAAAGAUAAUGUUAUCUAGUUACAAAGGCAUUUGGAUGAUAAUUAUAACUUAAUGUUAGAGAUGGUAAAGCUGCACUUACUUGAACAGCCCAAAAGCAUUAAAAAUCUAUUUCCAAAGGAAUGUUUUGCUAUGUAGGGAAAUUUUGAAGUAGUUUUUGCUAAAAAAUUAUUUCUAGAGUUGUGUUAUUCUUAGCAGUAAUCUUGGCUAGAAAUGUUUUUGUGAUUUAUGCGAUUAAACGAAAUGAUAAAGAUAAAACAAUAUUAUUAAAUACAUAUAUAUCACAGCUAAGUAGGAGAAAGGGAGACCUUUUUAUUUUAUUCAGGUAGGAGUAUUUCUUGUGUAUUUUAGAAACAAUUAUUUUUCCCAUUAUUUCUUAUGAGUUGUUUCAAGUAGGAGACAGAAAAGUUCUGUUUUAUUGGAAAUGUAGGUUUUAGAUGUAUCUUUCAGUCAGCUCUCGGUCACUAGACUAUUUCAUAUUUUUUGAAAUGGUUUUGAAAAUUAUGACUAGCCCAUUUUUUGUCCUUUAUUCAAUAUACUUAUCCUCUGAACACAAAUAAGUGAAUAAGAGAAAAAUAUCUUUACUUUAUUAAUAUUAUACAUACUUGAAAAAAGUUUCAUUUAGAAACCUAGUUCAGAAUCUGAGCUAAUUUACAAGUGACCUCUGUGAUAAAUGGUAUUGAUAAUCAGAGAAUGUAUUUCAGAAUCUACAGUACAAUAGAUUAUGAAGCAUGACCACUUUAUUUUGAAACUUAGCAAUUGCAUUGCUGGGGUUUAUUGUAUCUGUAGCGUGUCACUGAUUAUUUCAGUUAGUUUUAUAAUGAUUUUUUAAAAACAUAUCUAUUUGGAAUAAAUAAGAUACAGCAACAGUCAUUGCUACUGACUUGUUCAACCCCUUAGUUACACUGUAUGAUCAACAUAUAACAAGAUACAGUGGAAUGGCCCAUACAGUAUAUUACUGUUGUGUGAUGAUUGGCUUUGGAAGCAAUUUGAUUUUGAAAUGCUUUGAUAUUCUAAUUGACAUGGAACAAGUUUUUUCCCUGCUCCCCAAAUAGAAUUUUGUAACCAACUUUGCUAUUUUUUUAAAGUUUGUAAGAAUGUGUCAUUUCUUGGGGAGUAGCCAUCCAUCAACAAAUAUCCUGACUGCUACUUUGUUAUAUACAAAAUACUUACAUUGAACCUGGUGGCAUAAUGAGUAUUUUGAAAGAAGAAAUUUUUUCACUCUCAUUUUUAUAGAAAUCUUGGAGUCAGCUUAAGCUGUAGCUUUUAUGACAAAAGACAGUCAUUUUUGGUCAGAGUGAUAUUUGGUGAUGGAAACUUGUUCAUAAUUUAUUGUUACUAUAGAACUAUUUGGAUUUUCUCAUUUUUAGUUCUGAUAGUUAAAUAUUUCGGUUUGUUCUGUGCCUUCAGUUUAAAUUAUUUCAGGAUUUUUCAGAUGUUUAAAUAAUGGUGUGAAUCAUUCAGGAUGGAAAUAAAAGUCAUCCUUUCUGUAA
This is a messenger RNA of Pongo pygmaeus (Bornean orangutan), 5180 nucleotides long. RefSeq names its product ligand of numb-protein X 2 (gene LNX2). Gene Ontology annotation, molecular function: ubiquitin-protein transferase activity; protein binding. Lineage: Eukaryota; Metazoa; Chordata; Mammalia; Primates; Hominidae. The record is from RefSeq and is a predicted model, not a curated record. The coding region runs from base 682 to 2754 and encodes 690 amino acids. The transcript has 10 exons.